Messenger RNA from Babesia microti strain RI, 4887 nucleotides. RefSeq names its product DNA polymerase I. The transcript is spliced from 8 exons. The coding region runs from base 1 to 4887 and encodes 1628 amino acids. Gene Ontology annotation, molecular function: DNA-directed DNA polymerase activity; 5'-3' DNA helicase activity; 3'-5' exonuclease activity. Gene Ontology annotation, biological process: DNA-templated DNA replication. Lineage: Eukaryota; Apicomplexa; Aconoidasida; Piroplasmida; Babesiidae. The record is from RefSeq and is a predicted model, not a curated record.
AUGGAAAGGUAUAUCUAUUGUGCCAUUUCCAUGAAAAUGUUCAGCACAUUACAACGGCAUAGGCACGCGCAUUAUUUGACAAUAUUCACCGCGUUGUUGACAACUAUAUAUCUACGAAAGUACACAACAGUAGAGGCGGUACAUAUCUCCAAAAUGAGGUUAUCCUAUAGGAGACCCAACACGAAUUUGCUUACCAUCAUCUGUAAUAUGCAGGUAAAUCAAAACCAUAGCAUACCUCCUAUUACACAUUUGACACUUCAGCCAUUGGCCCAACGGUGUCUGUCACCCCUUACACCCUGUAUAGUUGAUAAUGGUAAAUAUGUAAUAGCAUUCGCUAGCAAUAACAGUAUUGUUGGGAUUUGUAAUAAUACGAAUGAUUACAGGGUUAAUAAAUUGCAUAGUGAAGAAGAUGACGACAAAACUUUUGUCUCCGGGCACUACAGAUUGGUUUCUUCAGAAAUUAUGGAUUAUUUGUACCGUAAGAGGGUUGAAUUUGUCGAGCAUCCACUAAAGUUUACACUAAAAUAUUGUCCUUUUUGCCCUCCUCACAAAUUCAAAUCUGACAAUUUGUUUAAACAUGAAAUUUUUAAAAACACAGGCAAUUCUUAUUGCCACAGGUGCAAUUAUCGAGGCAGUCUAUUUGAUCUCAAAAAGGCAUUUGGAGACUUGGAUGGUUCACUAUUUUCAUCUUUCAAUAGCUACCAAUACAACGUAUCUCCUAGUGACACUAACACUCAAAAUUUGAGUGAGAAUGUAAAUAUAUUCGGUAUGGAUAGUGUUAUAGAGUAUGUGGAUAAUUUGUUUAAUCCAAAUUUUGCAGAUGUACUUGAUUUUCUAACAAAAAAAAGGGGAUUGACUCCGGAAAUCCUAAGAAAGUAUUUUGUAGGUGCUGGCGAAUUUGCCUUUAAUACCAUAAUUACCACGCCCAUAGGCAUGAAAAACUCUAACUCUUUAUUAAAACCAAAAUCAACCCAAGUGCUCCAUAAAUGCAUUGUUUUCCCAUGGCUUACCAGCACCAAAUCUGGGUUAUCUGUGGAACGAAUAAAAAUACGCAGUAUCGCAGAUAAGUCUAAAAUGAAAAUUUUACCGCCAAACGGCUCUUGGGGUCUAUUUGGUGACCAUCUAAGAAACGACAAAAGCGAAGAGAUAGUUCUAACAGAAGGAGAGAUUGAUGCGAUGAGUGUAUACCAAAGUACAGGUAAGAUAGCACUAUCGUUUCCAAAUGGAGCAAAUUCACUGCCAAUCCCAGUGCUUCCACGGCUGGAGCCAAUUGAAAAGCUCUAUAUUUGGCUGGACUUUGACGCUGCUGGGCAAAAUAGUGUAGAUCAUUUUGCCAAUAAAUUGGGUUUGGGCCGUACGCUGGUUGUUAGAGAAAUUGACUUGCCAAAGAUAAUUGAAAAACAAAAUAUCUCAAAUGCAAAAACAAAUGUUUCAGAUCAAUCGCUGGAUAAAAUGGUAAUCAAAGAUGCAAAUGAUGCAUUAAUGCACAAUGUAGAUCUAAAUUUGUACCUAAAGGCAGCACGUCAAAUAUCGCAUUCUCAAAUUAUGAGUUUCAGAGAUUUACGUCAGCUUGUAUAUGAAGAGCUUAGCAACCCGGCCUCGACCUGCGGCAUACCAUGCCUUACAAUGCCAGGGAUUACUGAGCUGACCCGAGGCCAUAGGAGGGGAGAGCUGUCGGUUUGGACCGGACCUACUGGCGCUGGAAAAACAACGCUACUCUCGCAGUUGUCAUUGGACUACUGCAUACAGGGUGUUUCAACCCUUUGGGGAUCUUUCGAGAUCAACAAUGUUAGACUUGCCAAGAUGAUGUUGCGACAAUUUUGCGGACGAAAUCUUGAGAAAGAUUUGGAUCAAUUUGAAUUUUAUGCGGAUAAGUUCCAGCAGUUGCCAUUAAAGUUUAUGAAAUUUCAUGGUUCAACCAGCAUUGAUCAAGUGAUUGAUGCGAUGGAUUAUGCGGCAUACGUGUUUGAUGUGGGACAUAUUAUUAUUGAUAACCUUCAAUUUAUGCUUUCUGGGCAACAGGGAAAGGCAUUGGAUGUAUGGGAAGUGCAAAAUAGGGCGAUAGAAAAGUUUAGGCGCUUCUCAACACAAAAAAACGUACACAUUUCACUAGUGGUACAUCCGAGAAAGGAGGCUGAUGGUGCCCCUCUGGGGUUAUCAUCCGUAUUUGGUUCGGUUAAAUCUACGCAAGAAGCGGACAACGUAUUUAUUGUACAAAAUGUAAUAGGCCAGCAUAGGUCAAUUGAUCUCAAAAAAAACCGUUUUGCCGGCAGAUUGGGCCGUGUGGUAUUUAAGUUUGACCCAGUGUGUUUAAUCGCACAGCAAAUAUCAAUAGAUACGGAUAAUAUGACAUCUAUGAGCACUGCCAGCCCGAAGGAUUCGGGCAUUCUCACAUCAACCCCAAACACCAGGUUCGAUCCCGAAAAUUUACCACCGCCUACACCUAAUGCUCUGGUCAAUGUCAACCCCUCGAACAGCCGCCCCUAUAAGACUGGAAACCAGCACGGUAAUGAACAAUCAUCAGGUCCGAAUGCAAGCGAUGCGGCAGACGGUCUGUUUAGCGGAUUUGCGACGAACAGCCUUGGGGGUAGGAAGGAGGGAGGAGGAGAGGUGGUGGAUAGCACUCAUAUAAAGCCGAUAAAUGCUGUGAACACCUCCGAAAAUAAAUCUGAUCCGGCGGUUAUAUAUGAUACCACGUCUACUAGUGAGUCAGGAAAUUCCCUGUCCAAUGAUGAUGAACAGGAACAAAAGACGACAGUUACAUUGCGUUCAGUGACCAUUGACGAAGGCUCUUCCAUUGCACAACUUAGGAACUUCAUAAAGACCAACAACCUAUCGGACGUGAUAAAGACGGCAGGCAAGGGUAUCAAGAAGGCUGAUAUUUUCCAAAAGAUUCUAUCCCACGUUCCUCCUUCAACUAUCAAAUUCGGUUUCCAGACACAGCAGCGUAGUUACUCAACUGUUAGUCGAAUGCCAAAAAUUUCUAACUAUCCCUUCACUGUUUCUGGCACUGUGCCCAUACUUGAUCGCCAGCUUGCCCAUGAAAAAUUUCCAGAUCUAUUUGACGCGGCUAUUGAUGAUCUAUACGUUUAUACACCAAAGAAGAGAUUGUCUGAGAAGUUUGCCGUAACAAACUUAUUAUAUAUUACCAAGGAAAAGCACAUACCAUCUGUGGCUAGGCUGCUGAUUGGUUGUGAUAUUUUGGGAAUUGACACCGAGACAACUGGGUUAAAUCCUAGACAGGAUUCUAUACGAUUGAUACAAAUUUCUACGCCCAAAGGCAUAACGGUGAUUUUUGACAUGCUAAAGAUAUCUCCAUCCGUUCUACUAAGCAGCGGUGUCAUACAACAGACGCUGAAUACACGCGUCAUGAAAAUAUUUCACAACGCUAAGUUUGACAUCAGUUUCUUAAAGAUCCUGGGUGUAAACCAUGAUCUAUCUCAAUUUGACUUCAAUCCCAUAUCUCUACCAAUAUUUGACACUCUAAUUGCCAGUAAGCUGGUUGAGGCUUCAAGGUUGGCAUACGGAUUCAAACUGGACCAAGUUUGUCAAAGAUAUCUGGGUGUAUACCUUGAUAAGACCCAGCAAUACUCAGACUGGACAGUGCCUGUUUUAAGUGAAGAACAAGUGCUUUACUCAGCUAGAGAUUCUGCUAUUAUUCUACCCCUAUACGAGUAUUUGAAGGAUAAAAUUUCCUGUAUGGGCCUAGAAACGGUAGCAGACAUUGAGUUUCGAUGUGUGCUGGCUGUCGUUGAUAUGGAAUUGCACGGUAUACAGGUGGAUAAGGGCAAGCUUGAUGGAUUAUGGAAGCAAUUGCACAUGCAAAGGGAUUUGGCUGAAAAAAAGCUCAAGUCAAAAUUGGGUAGUGACCUAAAUUGUAACUCCCAGCCACAGCUUGUCAAAGCAUUACAAAAUCUUGGUGUCAAGGAUAUAUACACCAAGAAACUAAUUAUGGAUACCAAUGAAUCAACCCUUUCGCGCAAUUCGUUCCACCCUGCAGUAUUUGCCCUGAGGGAGUAUCGCAAGUGGAGUAAGGCUGUUAAUGCGUUUGUUGAUAAGCUACCCAAUCACAUUUGCAAAUUUACAGAUCGUAUUCACCCUAAUUUCAACCAGUGUGGAACGGGCAGCGGUCGUUUCAGUUGCGAUAACCCUAACCUCCAACAGAUCCCCCGGGACGAUAAGUUUAGGGGCUGUUUUGUACCAAGGAAAGGGUACAAAUUUGCGAUAGCAGACCUCUCCCAAAUUGAACUUAGGAUUGCUGCGGAUAUAUCACAGGAUGAGACAAUGAUCAACGCUUAUCUAAAGGGCCAAGACCUACACACCCUCACUGCAAGUCUAAUCAGGGAUAAAAAGUUGGCUGAUGUUACAAAGGAAGAGCGACAGCUUGCAAAGGCAAUAAAUUUUGGAUUGUUGUUCGGAAUGACUCCAGUUACAUUCCGCCAAUAUGCCGAGUCAAUGUACAAGGUCAAACUCACGCUACAACAGGCAAAGACAUUCCACCGAUCAUUCUUCAACUGCUAUAAGGGGAUUACUCAGUGGCACGAGAAUAUUAAGAAUGAUAAACCGCUGCAAGUUAGAACUCUGACAAAUCGCUUAUCGAUUUUCGACGCAUUCUCUUUCACAAAGAGUUUGAAUUACCCAGUUCAGGGCACAUCUGCGGAUAUAAUUAAGGAGGCGUUGGCAAAUAUUAUUUUUAACGUAAAGGAUAUAGGGGGGAGGCUUGUUAUGUGUGUUCAUGACGAAGUUAUUAUAGAGGUGCCAGAAGAUAAGGCUGAUGAGGGAUUAAAGAUUCUGAUUAAAACGAUGGAAGAUGCGGGAAAUAAGUUUUUGAGGCAUGUGCCUUGUGUGGCCCAGGGAUCAAUAGGCACUUCUUGGGCUGAUAAGUAG